Molecule: messenger RNA, 411 nt
Organism: Ostertagia ostertagi
Lineage: Eukaryota; Metazoa; Nematoda; Chromadorea; Rhabditida; Trichostrongylidae
Source: the annotation of a GenBank genome assembly
AUGAGCAACAACGUCGUUUUGCACGAUGGCUAUCAAUUUUUGGAAGAGUACUUGAUGCAAGUUCGGGAAAUGCACUUCGCACUCCAAUCGCGUGCGAAUGUGGACACGUCACUUUUGAAGCUGUUCACGCUUCACAACAAGCUGGAGGAUGUUUUUCAUCUCGAAAACUUUCAUCCGUAUUAUGAAGAAAGCGCGGAGUUCUUAGAAAGUACUGGCCAUUAUAACUACGCAGCCAAGAUGUGGUUGCUGGCGGGUGAGACAUCGAAGGCUUGGGACUUUUGGAGGCGUCUGUGUUGUGGAGAAUUGGAAGAUGCAACGUUCAAUCUCGAUGAUGUAGUUGAACGUAUUCCAUCCAUAACGGAUAAGAAACUAUUGCAAGAUGUAUUAACGUGGAUAUUCGUUGUCUCCUGA